Molecule: messenger RNA, 1408 nt
Organism: Haemorhous mexicanus (house finch)
Lineage: Eukaryota; Metazoa; Chordata; Aves; Passeriformes; Fringillidae
Gene: NACC1
Product: nucleus accumbens associated 1
Biological process (GO): regulation of transcription by RNA polymerase II
Molecular function (GO): DNA-binding transcription factor activity, RNA polymerase II-specific; protein binding; RNA polymerase II cis-regulatory region sequence-specific DNA binding
Source: RefSeq, a predicted model, not a curated record
GCGGCUCCGGCAGCGGCCGCGCCCCCAGCGCAGCGCCCCCGGCCCCCGGCCCCGCCCGGCGCCCGCCAUGGCGCAGACGCUGCAGAUGGAGAUCCCCAAUUUCGGGAACAGCAUCCUGGAGUGCCUGAACGAGCAGCGCCUGCAGGGGCUCUUCUGCGACGUCUCGGUGGUGGUCAAGGGCCACGCCUUCAAAGCCCACCGGGCCGUGCUGGCCGCCAGCAGCUCCUACUUCCGAGACCUCUUCCACAGCUCCAAGAGCGCCGUGGUGGAGCUGCCGGCCGCCGUGCAGCCCCAGAGCUUCCAGCAGAUCCUCAGCUUCUGCUACACCGGGAGGCUGAGCAUGAACGUGGGGGACCAGUUCCUGCUGAUGUACACGGCCGGCUUCCUGCAGAUCCAGGAGAUCAUGGAGAAGGGCACCGAGUUCUUCCUCAAGGUGAGCUCUCCGAGCUGCGACUCGCAGGGGCUGCACGGCGACGAGACGCCGGGCUCGGAGCCGCAGAGCCCGGUGGCGCAGACCUCGGCGGCGCAGGGCUGGCCGGCCGCGCUGCCGCUGGUCUCGCGGGUCAAGACGGAGCAGGGCGAGCCCGACGGCGUGCAGUGCACCUUCGUGGUCAAGCGCCUGUGGGACGGCGCCGCCAAGGACUCCUCAUCCUCCUCUUCCUCCUCGGCCGGCGGUAACGGCAGCAGGAAGAUGGCCAAGUUCUCCGAGGCGGCGCCGCGGCAGAGCGCGCCCGGUUCGGCGGCCGGUACCGCGGUGCCGCCCCCGGUGUCGGUGCCCCGCCGCGCCGGUACCCCGGGCACGGCAGCGGAUCAGACCAGCCCCGGGGGAACGUCCAGCGCCUACACCAGCGACAGCCCGGGCUCCUUUCACAACGAGGAGGAUGAGGAGGAGGACGCGGGAGAGGAAGGCUCGGACGAGCAGUACCGGCAGAUCUGUAACAUGUACACCAUGUACAGCAUGAUGAACGUGGGGCCUGCAGCUGCAGAGAAGGUGGAGGCCCUGCCCGAGCAGCCCCCCCCGGAGCCCCGGGCCCGCGCCCGCCUGCGCCAGGACCUGGCGUCGCUGCCGGCCGAGCUCGUCACCCAGAUCGGGAACCGCUGCCACCCCAAGCUCUACGACGAGGGCGACCCCGCCGAGAAACUGGAGCUGGUCACCGGUACCAACGUGUACAUCACGCGGGCGCAGCUGAUGAACUGCCACGUCAGCGCGGGCACGCGGCACAAGGUGCUGCUGCGCCGCCUGCUCGCCUCCUUCUUCGACAGGAACACGCUGGCCAACAGCUGCGGCACCGGGAUCCGCUCGUCCACCAACGACCCCAGCAGGAAACCGCUGGACAGCCGGGUGCUGCACGCUGUCAAAUGUGAGGAGGGGGCGUCUGGGGGGGGCUUCGGGGGGUGUUGUCUGUAG